Molecule: messenger RNA, 456 nt
Organism: Trypanosoma conorhini
Lineage: Eukaryota; Euglenozoa; Kinetoplastea; Trypanosomatida; Trypanosomatidae
Exons: 1
Coding region: 1-456 (151 amino acids)
Source: RefSeq, a predicted model, not a curated record
AUGCAACAGUUUUCCUGUAAUAAUAAUGGGUGUACCGAUGAGCACUGCAAAGGGAUACAUGCUCAGGAUCGCCGUGUGGUGUCUUCGAGCAAACAGAUGGAUCUUCAUAAUCCUCAAACUCUAGCUGCCCAGAUUGACGAAGAGUCACAACACCUUCUUUCGCUGGCGGGUGUUUGUAAAAAUCAGGCGUCUGAUGCACCUCUCUCGCUUUCACUUUCAUCCCCCAUGGUAACAAUUGCUUCUCCAACUUCUGAGCUUUGGAGAAGCACCGUUCGAGAUUAUGUUCGACAAACAGGAAUACCACAGCUACAAGCCGAUGAAUCACUGCUUAGAACAUUACAGGAUGCAAAUAUUGUUGGAACACCUGCCGCUUCAACUGAAAGUUUGACACCCUUGUUGGAUGAACUUGACCUGCACGCGUUCAAUUCCACUAACUCCCCGCGUAACGGGACGUGA